Molecule: messenger RNA, 1079 nt
Organism: Aspergillus aculeatinus CBS 121060
Lineage: Eukaryota; Fungi; Ascomycota; Eurotiomycetes; Eurotiales; Aspergillaceae
Exons: 2
Coding region: 349-945 (198 amino acids)
Source: RefSeq, a predicted model, not a curated record
AAUCAUGUUCAUUGGUUCCCCCAACUCUUUCGAUCGGACAUGUGCUGAUGCUGAGCUCCUCAGCUCAAGUUCCAGGCCCAGUCAACCUUCAGAGCCUCGGAAUGCGGGCAACCGAGAUUGAGUCUCCGUGUGGAACGGGGAAGCGUCGCUUGUUGUUCUGGCAAACGUCACCGCGCAACCUCACCUCACUCUCUCUGAUCUAUUGAUUAUCAAUCGCAAUAUUCUUUCUCUGCCUACAAUCGAUCCUUUCCCAUAUUUCAGAUCAAAUUAUUCUGCAUAUCUUGGGUACUAUAUCAGGUAGGCCCAUCACUACCACACCUCAGCUGUUUCCUUGUCGCACGCUUAGCUAUGGCUUCCGAACGGACCAUCAACUCCAAAACUCCUACGCCUUAUGAAUCGACCAGGACCGUGGAAGCUGGUGCGAAGAAACCCUCCAUCGACGAUGCCCCACUCCUAGCGGAGCGCAACGGAACCUUUAAGGAGGUUAUGAAUGAGAGACAGUCUAACGAUGAAAGUAAUUCCGGUACACAUGGAAAAGCUGGCGAUGGGAUGAACUUCUCCCGCGAAACGCAACAAAGUGAUCAGACUACUAAAACUACAACAGCAUCGGCUGAUCUGAGCGAUGAGAGACAAUCCGAGCAGCGGAGUACUGGUGCAAAGUUUGAAAAGCGUGAACAUGCACCAAGCUCGAUGCAAGCUGAUACUGUUAAAUCAAGCUCCGAGCAUGCACCAGAGCAUACGUCCAAGAAACAGAAGACGAAGGAACAGCAUGUCGCUGUCAAGGACGAACUGUCGGCUCCUUCGGUUACAAAAUCGAGUCAGCCUGCUAACGACCCUAAGACCUCAGCAGGUCGGCCCAAGAAGAGAAAGGACGCGCCGAACAGGGAUAUUCCCACGGAUGGCAUUGGCAGCCGAACGCGGAGUCGUACCAAGAUUGCUUCUUAAUCAAACCUACCACUAUCAGGAACUGAUCUUGCGGUCAUAAGGGAAAGUCUUCUUUAGUCACACGGCGAUGAUCGUGCUGGACAUUGACCAGUCUUGAUUCUGCUACUUGUGUUCCUGCGUGAAAUUCUGUGCCC